This is a messenger RNA of Linum trigynum, 3373 nucleotides long. The record is from the annotation of a GenBank genome assembly. Lineage: Eukaryota; Viridiplantae; Streptophyta; Magnoliopsida; Malpighiales; Linaceae.
CCAAUAUCUCUUCCCUCCUACCUUGCCACUGUCAAUUUCUUCAAAAGACUUUAGACACCAAGUUUUUGUUAAGUGAAUAUAACAAUUUUCAUAAUAAGAUUAUUAGUAUUAAUUACCUAUUAAUAAUAUUAUUGGUGUGAGUUGUGUAGUGAUUAGGAGAGAUUAGGUAAUAUAAGUAAUGAUAUUAAAGGUUAAUGCUCUUCUUUAUGCAGCAGUUAGCUAGAGGUUAAAAAUUAAGGUGUUGGGUUUUUAACUAAAAGGAAGUACAACAAAUCACAACACAAUCUAAUUAGCACUAACCACAAUCUUUAACUAUUUGUCUUUCUAUCAGAUUGUUUGAGCAUAUAUCUCAACUUUUGUGUGUUCUGUAAUAUAAAAUGAUUACCGUUCGUAAUCAAUUCGGAUUUGAAAACCCCAUAUUCAUGAUAUUAUACCAUAUCAAUAAGUUGCACGGCACCGUAUAGCUGUAACCAAGCUAAUAUGGUUAUUUGUAAAAAAAAAAUCUAUUAGGUUCGACUCUGUUAUUAACAAAUCAACUUGCGCAUCAUAUUAUUUGCCUAAGAUUUGACCUCAUUAAUUAAGCUCUACACAAAGGAGGCGUGAGGGAAGCGAAAAUGAUUCUGCAGUACAGUAGAAGAGCUUGUAUUAACCAUGAACCGACUACGCCAGUAAAUAGUAAUAAAUUUAAAUAAAUCUUUUUAGUAGAACGAUAAUGAAUAAACUAACAUAUAUACUCGUGGAAACCAUUAAUAUCGACUAAUUAAAUAGAUUCCUCCUCCACUUGCAAUCAACAACAAAAAAUAUGGUCCUUUUGUGACAAUUUUUCAUCAUGCAACCAUGAAACUUUCGGUUGCCAAAGGACAGGAUAUUGUGCCCAAAGUUGGACAUUUAGCAACCACUUGACACCGUGACAAAACCCAUGUCUAAGUGAUCCCCCAAUAGAUACAGUAAAAGUUUCAACAACCAAUAGUUUUGAUCAAGCAGUAAAAGUAACAACUAAUUACCAUAGCAACAAGAGUAAAGUAAUGAAUUAAUUACCAGGAAGAUCCCAAGGCUCGCAUUUGUUGAGAUCGACCUCGAUGAAGAAGAAGGAGUUGGAGCUGGAUAUCUUCUUCAUCAGGUAAUCACAAACCAGCUCCUCGUCUCGCGGAUGAAACCGAAACCCAGGAGGCAGCUUGGCCUCCACCAUGCUUAUGUUGCUCAUGAUCCUGUCCAGCUACCUCUGUUUCUUCUGGGUUUGAACUUUGAACUUUUCUCAAGUUCUAGAGAGACAGAGAAGAGAGAGACGAAGCAAAACAGAGCGAGCAAGCUGGAGAAGAGGGGAAUUGGGAGCUUUAUAUGCUUAGUCUAUUUGCUUUGGGCGAGAGAACCCGAAACAAAGACAGGCUACAUGAGUUUUGGGGAUUCUAUCUAUUCAUAUAAGAAGCAGGGUUUCCUUCCCAACUAUAUAAAGAGGGAAGAAGAAGAAGAAGAAAGAUGGUGCUUAUAAGUAAAAUAGGAAAGUCAACUAGUCAUACUCUCCAUAUGAGAGAAAAGAAAUGGAGGGAGCUAGAUAGCUAGGGAGGGUGAGAUAGAGGAGCAUUUUCUUCUUCUUGGUUCUAUUCCUUUAUUAUAAUUGUUAUUAUUAUGAGUGGAUUUGAUUUUAUUAAUUCUUAGAAGCAAAAAAAGAUAGCCUAUAUAUUUUGAUUUUCUUUUCUUUAUAUGACUAAUUGAAGGAGAGGAUAUCAAUAUCAAAGUAAGAAGAGUACUAUGCUCUUCCUCGACUCGCAAUACUUUUAGAGUGAAUUUAUUUGCUUAAUCAAAUUAUGGUGUUUGCAGUUAAGUUAUGGUACUCAUUUGAAAGUUCAAAAGCUUAUUGAGUUCGCGAGGACAUACUGAAGUUUGUUUGUGUAACUUCCAGGAAAUUGAGUUUGAUAGAGAUGAUUUAACAUAUUAUGAUACUAUUUUGCACUAUUGUUCUAGAUAAAGAUAGCAAGACUGACUAGACCCAUACAAAAAGCUCCUUCACGAGUCACGACCAAAUGAAAUUUACAAAUUCUUCUCAAGGAUCAUUUAAUUUAAAAAAAAUAAGAUACUAAUAAUUUACAAUAUCAAUAUGUACUAAGUUUGAUAUGUCGAUUGAACAUAACGGUACUUUUAAAAGUUUGGAAAUAAAACACUUAAAAUGAAUUAUUUAAAAUUUAAUGCAAAUGUUAAAAAUUAUUAGAUUAUUAAUUGGUUUUUUUAAAAGCACUUGUACUAAAUGUGCUAUACAUAUAUAGCACGUUAAGCAUCGAAUAAACUCAGAAAUAAAAUGAUUCUACAAUAGUACAUCAUAGAGCUUUUUAAACACAUGUAAUACUAGUUCGGGUAUUAUACGAGUAUUAACGAAUUUUUACAAAGAGCACUAAUUUAUAUGGCUCAGCUCCUUGUGGGGAAAUGAUGAUGUGGCCAAACCAAUCACUGCCAAAUUGCUGGUGGGUUGUAGAGAGAGAAGUUUCAUUCUCGUCACCAUUUUUGUACUCAUUUCUAAUAGUUUGUUGGGCAGGAGGGUGGGUUCUUGUAAAAUUUCCAACCACUAUGGAAUUUUGUGGUGUUUGAUGAGAGACGCACCUUAUUUGCAUUAUUAAUUUAGCCUCUACCUGCCAAAAACCCCCCAUGACGACUGCGUUUGGCACAUUGAUAACUAAUUGACAUAGUGCCUUCAUCAUCAUUAGAGUAAGAUGUUUGGCCAAAUCUCAUCCUUAAAAUUUUGUCAUCUAAACAAUUCUCACCUCGAAUUAUUAUGUUUUUAUUGUUUUUUUAGACUACUAUCAUCGGUAAAAACAAAGAGAUGGACAACAACAUCAUCCACGAGAGAGACAUCCCUUUUACCAAGUGAAUGCCAAAAUCUAUCUCUUAUUAUGAUGCAGAUAAUGAAAGAUGUGCACGAUAACGUGUUGAUAUUGGACAUUCCACACAUGUGUGGAAGUUUUGUAAGUGUACGUAAGGGUUCACCAAACCAGGCUCCUCGCACAAGAUCUCGAGCUCUGCUUGAUAUCUUGCUUUAGUUCGAUUUACAAAAACCUUUUUUUAUCCUUCAUUCAUAUGAUGUUGCCAAUUUUGCUUUUAUUUACACUUGCGGUAUUCUCACCAUAGUCGGUUCCCAAUUCACUUCUCUCUGGUUGGUUGUAUUGGUGCUCUUACUCAACGAUUCUCGAACAAGGAUCUUUGUAGCCUCCUCGUUGACACUGGAUCUCUCAGUUCUACAACUAUUGCCUCUCUUUUCUCAAGGCAAGGAGGCCACUAAUUCGCCCAAUCUUAAUCUCAUGUUGGAUGCCAAGCUCAACUCCUCACAGUUGUCCUCUCUAUUCAUGAUGAUGAGGUCGGUGACCAAUAACAUUACUCGUUACUC